This is a messenger RNA of Pseudoliparis swirei, 2845 nucleotides long. RefSeq names its product tachykinin receptor 2 (gene tacr2). Gene Ontology annotation, molecular function: substance K receptor activity. The record is from RefSeq and is a predicted model, not a curated record. The transcript is spliced from 8 exons. Bases 211 to 1500 code for a protein of 429 amino acids. NCBI's taxonomy places the organism in Eukaryota, Metazoa, Chordata, Actinopteri, Perciformes, Liparidae. Gene Ontology annotation, cellular component: sperm midpiece; plasma membrane. Gene Ontology annotation, biological process: positive regulation of flagellated sperm motility; G protein-coupled receptor signaling pathway.
ACACAUUCCAGGAGAGAGGGAAGGAGUGUGUGCGUGUGUCUCUGUGUGUGUGUAUGUCAGUGAGAGAGACGUCCUGAUGGAUUAUUGGAUGUACCUGGUUGUCCAUUACGCACGAGGAGUCUAAUUUCCGGACCUUAUUUACUAUGGAUUGGACAAGCUGAUGUUAAAAGUGACAACUCAACCGCGCAAUCAGAGAGGAGAGGGAGAAGAAUGGACGCCGCGGGAGACAUGGAGGCCACUUCUUUACCGUUUUCACUGACCACCGACUGGCUGGAGGACGGGAACGAGACGGUUGUGAAUCAGUUCCAACAGCCGGACUGGCAGGUCGCCCUGUGGGCUAUAGCCUACUCCCUCAUCAUCCUGGUGUCCAUCACUGGCAAUGUAACAGUGAUCUGGAUUAUUCUCGCUCACAGGCGCAUGAGGACCGUUACCAACUACUUCAUCGUCAACCUGGCCUUCUCUGACGUUUCUAUGGCAACUUUCAACACUCUUUUUAACUUUGUUUAUGCGCUUCACAACGACUGGUACUUUGGCCUGGGCUACUGCCGAUUUCAGAACUUCUUCCCCAUCACGGCCAUGUUUUCAUCAAUAUACUCGAUGGCUGCCAUCGCAGUGGACAGGUACAUGGCCAUUAUCCACCCUCUGAAGCCCCGCCUCUCCUCCACCUCUACAAAGGUUGUGAUUGCCCUGAUUUGGAUUGUAGCAAUAUUACUGGCUUUCCCUCAGUGCUACUACAGCGUGACCAUAUUUUACUACCCCAGAACCGUGUGCAUGGUCGACUGGCCGGACGACUAUGGAGGAACACAUCAACUCAGUUACCAGUUCGCAGUGAUAUUGCUGAUCUACCUGCUCCCUCUACUGGUGAUGCUGGUGACCUACAGCAUUGUUGGCCAGUCGCUGUGGGGUGGGCACAUCCCCGGAGAGGCGACAGACCAUUACCACGGCCAGAUAACAGCCAAGAGAAAGGUGGUGAAGAUGAUGGUUGUUGUUGUGGUGACCUUUGCCCUUUGCUGGUUUCCAUACCACUUUUACUUCAUAUUGGGAUCAAUUAACAGAGACAUUUAUAAACAACGUUACAUCCAACAGGUGUACUUAACCAUAUUCUGGUUGGCGAUGAGUUCGACUAUGUACAAUCCCAUCAUCUAUUGCUGUCUAAACCAAAGGUUUCGUGCUGGUUUCCGCCACGCGUUUGUUUGGUGUCCCUUCAUCAAAGUGUCGGAGGAGGACAGGAUGGAGCUGCAGCACACCAACACCUUCAGAGUCACCAUGACACGCAGCCACCGCAAAGACAGCACAAACACACACACCUCCAUCAGAACCAACAACACCUUCGACGCAAACGUGGCUGUCAACACCGAGGUACACGCGGAGAGAGAGGCUUGCGUGCAGCUAAAGAAACAAAUACCAACAAAAGCGUACGGCGUAGACGACACACGUGCAGAGAGGAGGCCGAACAACACGACAUCCCCGGCUGCCAAACUUGUGGAGCACAACCCUUGACUAGCGAAUCAAAUCAUGGAAGAGAGCAUCGAUGAGAAGGUAACAGGGUUUUUUUCUAUAGCAACAGAGAUGAUAAUAAAUAUACUUUAUUUAUAGCCAAUAAAGACAGACGAGAGCCUGCCGACAGAGUUGAGCAAACUAUGGUAACAUUCAUCAUCGUGGAACACCUUAUAGUGAAGAGUGUUCAUUGGACCUGACGUGGGACAAAUAAGGUUCUUUGUUAAAUAGGAAUAUAAAUGUAUGUGACUAUAAAGAUAUGAGCGUGUGAAAAUAUCGGUAUUUAUAAAGUAGAAACACCUUGAUAUAGGUUUUUUGUUGCUUUAAUAGGAACGUCUGUAAAUAACUCCCUCCUUCAUUCACUACUUUCACUGAGUCUCCUUCCUUCUCCCUCUUAUCAUCUACACUCUCUUUCUGCGAUCACUUUUUACUAACUUUUUCUCUAUUUCUGAGAAGACCUGUAUUUGUGUGUAGUUACUGGUUUUCAACAGCAUGGAAUGGACGAGCAAUCCACUGGCAUCAGCAGCAAGCCUUAAUAAUGUUGUUUCAGUGUGUUUAGUCUUUUUAUUGCCAAAGACAAGGGACUUUAAAGAUACUGCCUUUUUAUCAUAGGGACCAUUUCUAUUUAAUGUAUUCAUAAUCAUAUAUACACCUGUAUAUAUAUUCAGCAUUCAAAAUCAACAAGUGAGGGGAUCAACGUUUUGAUGACGUCUCGUGAAAGAAUACCUUAAUGCUGCUUUUAAACCGUAAAUGAAGUCAACUUUCCAUCCUCAUCUAAAGGCUACAGAAUUAGCCAUUUAUAGCUGUGGAGUAUUUACUGAACAUUUGAACAGCUAAACACAAGGUAGAACUUCCUGUGUUAAAGUAUAAUACCACCAAAGACUAACUGAUUAUCCAUUUUAGAAGGAGCAUUGGCCUCUCCCUUAUUUCAUAGACUUGGCUGGAUCUCCCUCAUCAUGAGUUUUAUCACAAGCACGUACCAGUUACAGUGCAGCACUUAUUUAAAAAAAAAUGUCACAUGGUGUGCAUUUAUUAAGCAUGUUGCUCAUAUAUUGUGAGUUCAUUGGUUCAUACAGCUGUAUUGUAUAUGUGUAGCCCAGAUUAAAAAGUCAAAGUGCUGCCACGUAGAACAAUGUCAUGUCAAAUGUAAUCUAUUGAGUAUAUCAAUGUGAAACAUGCAGAUGAAGUGGAAAUAUAAAUAUAUGACUCCUCAUAUUAUGUUGUAAAUACUGUAGCCUGUUAGCUGUGACAUAUUGCAAAUGUUAAAAAAAACAACCUUUGAUUCCUUAUCACAGGUUCGUCAUUUGUGGCUUCAAUAAAUGUUAACAAUAAAUGUGAAUGAUAAGUA